AUGUUGACAGGAUCCAAUGGUGCUCGGCGCAUAGCGUCGCUGAUGCGACCGUCGAGACUCGACUCCGGCGUGUGCAUAAGCUGUCAAGAGACUCUGGGUCGCCGCCAGUAUGCCUCUGCUGCUGCUGCGAGCGAAUUGGCGACUUCUUCUUCGCCAAACCCUUCUACCUUCCCCGUCGUGAAACCCGUCUACACUAUCAAUGCCGGUGUGGUCCUCUCCCGUCCUCCCCAGGUCACCCGCGACCUCGAGCCAUUCGAGAAAGCCUAUCAUUUCUACCAAAAGCGCCUGAAUGAGCGCCUGGCUCUUCCUUUCACCAAAUACUUCUACUUCAAGCGCGGCACACCAGCAGAUGUGGACUGGAAAAACAAGAUUAAGGAGCGCCGGACUCCCGCCCGCGACAUCGGCAACUAUAACGCGUACGCCAGCGACGCCUGGAACGACGAGCUUCUUCUCGGAUCAAAGGAGUCCGAUCCCGAACAUCAGGUGGAAGCACUGGUGCAGGACGCCGAGUCGACGGCCAAUGCGACUUCCCAGGAUACCAGCAAGAAGGAAGAGAUCCCGCGGCCACUCUCGCGGGUGACGGAGGCGGAUAAGAAAGGCGACCACAAGAGUCUGAACCGGCUGCUGCCUCGGACUCUGUACCUGCUGGUCCAGUCGAAAGAGGGGUACUGGAAGUUCCCCAGUUUGCCCAUUGAGGGGGAUGAGACCCUGCGCCAGGCCGCUGAGCGUACCCUUGCCCAGACCGCUGGUGUGAACAUGAACACCUGGAUGGUCGGUUUCCACCCGGCCGGUCACCACGUCUACACCAACCGCAAGCCCCACGUCGACCAGGCCACGGGCGCCGAGCUUCACGGCGAGAAGACCUUCUUCAUGAAGACGCGUAUCAUGGCCGGCCAGGCCGAUCUGUCCAGCAGCGUAGAGAAGCUCCAGGACUUCAAGUGGCUGUCCAAGGACGAGAUUGCGCAGUUCGUGCUGCCGCAGUACUACAGCAACAUCAAAAACAUGCUGGCCGACCGGUAG
Molecule: messenger RNA, 1020 nt
Organism: Penicillium canariense
Lineage: Eukaryota; Fungi; Ascomycota; Eurotiomycetes; Eurotiales; Aspergillaceae
Product: mitochondrial 54S ribosomal protein mL46
Exons: 3
Coding region: 1-1020 (339 amino acids)
Cellular component (GO): mitochondrial large ribosomal subunit
Molecular function (GO): structural constituent of ribosome
Source: RefSeq, a predicted model, not a curated record